UGGGUUAGAGCAACAGACUCGACGCAUAUAAAUGGUCCAACUGUACUACUACAUAGCCAAGGGCCUUCUGUUCUGAAUUUCCACUCAACGCUCUCUAAACCGCAUAUGCACUCACUUAACGAAUCAAUUGAGGGCUUCACGCCAUCCGAUGUUGCCAGUGUAUGGGUAGCAUCUAGAUUGAGUGGUACAGACACCAUAACACUUAGAUCACCGGAUGGGAAGUUCUUGGCUGCAGAUAAGCACGGUAGUGUAUCAGCCAUGAAUGAAGCUAGAGGUCCAAAUGAGCAGUGGAGACCAAUUAUACAACAAGAUAGUAGUAUAGCUUGGAUGUCAAUAUACGAUAAAUUCCUCUCCUUGGAUGAGGUCGCUGGUGGUAACAUUGUACUCAGAGCAGAUAGCGAUACUGUAGGAUUUGGAGAAACAUGGUCUGUGAAGGUACAAGCCAAAUACAAAUAUGAAGGUGAACGCGAGAAACUCAGGCAAGCUAAGAAAUUGAGUGAUGCUGGCGGUAUUGAUAUCAGCUUAGAUGACGAGGAGCAACAUACAUUCCAAGCUUACGGAAAAGCAGCGGAGACAACAGCAAGUGAUAGGAAGAAUCUUUCCAAAGCCAAACAAGAGGGUAAACUCAACGAGGCGCUGCUAGACAAACGAAGCAAAACCAAGAGGUAUGUUCAGAUAUGUUACAUGCUGUCAUAA
Wallemia mellicola CBS 633.66 is the source of this 696-nucleotide messenger RNA. RefSeq lists its product as hypothetical. The transcript is spliced from 2 exons. Gene Ontology annotation, molecular function: actin filament binding. The annotation marks the transcript as partial. Gene Ontology annotation, cellular component: catalytic step 2 spliceosome; striated muscle dense body; nucleolus. The record is from RefSeq and is a predicted model, not a curated record. Lineage: Eukaryota; Fungi; Basidiomycota; Wallemiomycetes; Wallemiales; Wallemiaceae.